AUGGCACACCCCACACAACUAGGAUUCCAAGACGCGGCAUCACCCGUUAUAGAAGAACUUCUUCACUUCCAUGACCACGCUCUAAUAAUUGUAUUUUUAAUUAGCACAAUAGUACUCUACAUUAUUGUCGCAAUAGUCUCAACCAAACUCACCAAUAAAUAUAUUUUAGAUUCCCAAGAAAUCGAAAUUGUAUGAACAGUUUUACCAGCAGUAAUUCUAGUCCUCAUUGCCCUCCCCUCCCUUCGCAUUUUAUACCUUAUAGAUGAAGUCAAUGACCCCCACUUAACAAUUAAAGCUAUAGGACACCAAUGAUAUUGAAGCUACGAAUAUACGGACUAUGAAGACCUAGGAUUUGACUCAUACAUAAUCCCCACUCAAGAUCUUACACCCGGACAAUUCCGACUUUUAGAAACAGACCACCGAAUGGUAGUCCCUAUAGAAUCACCAAUUCGUGUUCUAGUAUCCGCUGAGGAUGUACUACACUCCUGAGCCAUCCCAUCUCUUGGUGUAAAAAUAGAUGCAGUACCUGGACGAUUAAAUCAAACUGCCUUUAUUGCCUCACGACCCGGUGUAUUUUAUGGACAAUGCUCUGAAAUUUGCGGCGCUAAUCACAGCUUCAUACCUAUUGUAGUCGAAGCCGUCCCAUUAAAACAUUUUGAGAGCUGAUCCACACUAAUACUAGAAGACGCCU
Messenger RNA from Pimephales promelas (fathead minnow), 691 nucleotides. Lineage: Eukaryota; Metazoa; Chordata; Actinopteri; Cypriniformes; Leuciscidae. The record is from the annotation of a RefSeq genome assembly.